AUGACUGCCAAACCAAGUCAGGUGCCCCAGUUCACAUUAGGAACUAUCAUUGUACCCAGUGCUAAUCACAGAGUACACAGUGUUCAGGUUGUACCUGAUAGUGAUCACAGUGAACACAGUGUUCAGGUUGUACCUGAAACUGAUCACAGUGAACACAGUGUUCAGGUUGUACCUGAUACUGAUCACAGUGAACACAGUGUUCAGGUUGUACCCGAUACUGAUCAGAGUGAACACAGUGUUCAGGUUGUACCUGAUACUGAUCACAGUGAACACAGUGUUCAGGUUGUACCCGAUACUGAUCAGAGUGAACACAGUGUUCAGGUUGUACCUGAUACUGAUUACAGUGUUCAGGUUGUACUUGAUACUGAUCACAGUGAACACAGUGUUCAAGUUGUGCCUGAUACUGAUCACAGUGUACACAGUGUUCAGGUUGAACCUGAUACUGAUCACAGUGUACACAUUGUUCAGGAUGUACCUGAUACUGAUUACAAUGUUCAGGUAGUACCUGAUACUGAUUUCAGUGUUCACAGUGUUCAGGUUGUACAUGAUACUGAUCACAGUGUACACAGUGCUCAGAUUGUACCUGAUACUGAUCACAGUGUAUACAGUGUUCAGGUUGUACCUGAUACUGAUUACAGUGUUCACAGCGUUCGGGUUGUACCAGAUAAUGAUCACAGUAUACGCAGUGUUCAGGUUGUACCUGAUAUUGAUCACAGUGUUCAGGUUGUACCUGAUACUCAUCACAGUGUACACAGUGUUCAGGUUGUACCAGAUACUGAUCACCGUGUUGUACCUGAUACUGAUUACAGUGUUCACAGCGUUCGGGUUGUACCAGAUAAUGAUCACAGUAUACGCAGUGUUCAGGUUGUACCUGAUACUGAUCAUAGUGUCCACAGUGUUCAGGUUGUACCUGAUAUUGAUCACAGUGUUCAGGUUGUACCUGAUACUCAUCACAGUGUACACAGUGUUCAGGUUGUACCAGAUACUGAUCACCGUGUUGUACCUGAUACUGAUCACAGUGAACAGAGUGUUCAGGUUGUACCUGAUACUGAUAACAGUGUACACAGUGUUCAGGUUGUACCCGAUACUGAUCACAGUGAACAUAGUGUUCAGGUUGUACGUGAUACUGAUCACAGUGUACACAGUGUUCAGGUUGUACCUGAUACUGAUUACAGUGUUCACAGUGUUCAGGGUGUACCUGAUACUGAUUACAGGGUUCACAGUGUUAAGGUUGUACCUGAUACUGAUUACAGGGUACACAGUGCUCAGGUUGUACCUGAUACUGAUCACAGUGAACACAGUGUUCAGGUUGUACCUGAUACUGAUUACAGUGUUCAGGUUGUACCUGGUACUGAUUACAGUGUUCAGGUUGUACCUGAUACUGAUUACAGUGUUCACAGUGCACCUAAUACUGAUCACAGUGUAGACAGUGUUCAGCUUGUACAUGAUACAGAUCACAGUGUACACAGUGUUCAGAUUGUGCCUGAUACUGAUUACAGUGUUCACAGUGUUCAGGUUGUACCUGAUACUGAUUACAGUGUUCAGGUUGUACCUGGUACUGAUUACAGUGUUCAGGUUGUACCUGAUACUGAUCACAGUGUUAACAGUGUUCAGAUUGUACCGGAUACUGAUCACAGUGUUAACAGUGUUCAGAUUGUACCGGAUACUGAUCACAGUGUACACAGUGUUCAGGUUGUGCCUGAUACUGAUCACAGUGUACACAGUGUUCAGGUUGUACCUGAUACUGAUCACAGUGUACACAUUGUGCAGGCUGUACCGGAUACCGAUUACAGUGUUCAGGUUGUACCUGAUACUGAUUACAGUGUUUACAGUGUUCAGUUGUACCUGACAAUAAUCACAGUGUACACAGUGCUCAGGUAA
This is a messenger RNA of Saccoglossus kowalevskii, 1881 nucleotides long. RefSeq lists its product as uncharacterized. The record is from RefSeq and is a predicted model, not a curated record. NCBI's taxonomy places the organism in Eukaryota, Metazoa, Hemichordata, Enteropneusta, Harrimaniidae.